Lactuca saligna is the source of this 447-nucleotide messenger RNA. The record is from the annotation of a GenBank genome assembly. NCBI's taxonomy places the organism in Eukaryota, Viridiplantae, Streptophyta, Magnoliopsida, Asterales, Asteraceae.
AUGAUAGAGAUACAAAACAAUAUAAAGAAAGUGAUUAUAGAUUUGGUUCUUCGACAAAGUUAUGGUGCGAGUCUUCCACAAAGAAAACGAAGAUGUAGUACAUAUGUUAUUUAUGAAAUUUGGAAGAACUCAUUAAGGACACGUGUCGGUCUUUUACCUCCCUACACCCAACAACCUGUCAAAGAGAAUCAGGAAUCACGGGCAACGGGCAUACCAUCUUUCUCUUAUUGGAGGACCACUUCUACUGAGACCAAUUUCAUGGAGGCCUUGAAGACGAUGAAGCUUUUCGCAGUAAUGCUGGUGAUGAUGAUGGUCGUCUCAGCCUUCUCCGUCACCGUCUCCGCCGCAGACGCCCCUGCUCCUGCUCCUACCGCAGGUGCUUCAACCGUCUUCGUCCCCACCGCCAUCGCAUCUCUAUCUGCGGUCGUUUUCGCUUUCUUAUUUUAA